Messenger RNA from Spodoptera frugiperda (fall armyworm), 4352 nucleotides. Its product is annotated as connectin-like. NCBI's taxonomy places the organism in Eukaryota, Metazoa, Arthropoda, Insecta, Lepidoptera, Noctuidae. Gene Ontology annotation, molecular function: protein binding. The record is from RefSeq and is a predicted model, not a curated record. Bases 295 to 1785 code for a protein of 496 amino acids. The transcript is spliced from 3 exons.
AGUUCGUAUGAAUUCGUGGCGGCAGGCGGUCGCGUCUCUCGGUACCUGGCGUAUCGCGUGUUGUGCACGACUUAUUACGAUCUGUAUAUAAAAUUGAGAAAUAUUUUUUUUUUAUCCCCUAUGGGGUACCCUCAAUGGGGUUUUUGACAGUGUUAAAAUAAUUACUUAAUUUUAUUUUUUCGAGUAAAAGACUUGGUUUUAGUGAUUUUAAGUAUUAAGUAUUAGUGGUUCGCAAAGGUGAAGUCGGGAAUUUUGGACAAAUAAAAAUCGCUCUGAUGUGAAAAGGGAACAAAGAUGGACCUUAAAUAUCUGAUCCUAAUGAUUGCCUUCGCUACAGUCGAAAUAAAUGUAACUGAGAGUCGACAGAACGACAAAAGACGAUGGAAGAACGACAAGAUUUACUCACACUACGUUAAUAUUUGUGAUAUACAGGACCGAGGGUCCAAAGUUCAUUGUUACUGCGAGAGUAUAAAGAUAAAAACCGCCACAAAGGCCGAUUGUUGGGUAUUCAACGGCGGGAUAGCUGAAGACGAUCCGUUCUGGUCCAAUUUUUAUUCACAACCAAAAAUAGAAAAGUUAACAUUCAACGUCAGAGCCGACGGCGGAUUGACGUACAUACCCGCAAAAGUGAUCGUUAGGCUGGAACGAUUACAGUACCUCAACAUCCAGUACGCCAACAUCUAUAGUAUACCAUCAUUUGCGUUCACCAACUCCACCACGCUCCGGGAAAUAACCCUGCCGAAGAACAAAAUAGCGAAAUUGGAAAAGAUGUCAUUCGCCCAUCUAAUAAUGCUGUCAAACGUCAGCUUAGUGGAAAAUCAGAUAUCUGAAUUGAAACGGGACGUGUUCUACGUCCUACCCAAUUUGCAGAGGCUGUAUCUGUCGAAGAACAUAAUUAGCGUUCUCCACGACGGAUGUUUCAAACAUCUGAACAAUCUCAUAAAAUUGGACCUCGACAACAAUCAGUUGACAGUUGUCAUUAGGGAAAACUUCCAAGGCCUGUCUAAUCUGAUCACGUUGGAUAUGAGAAACAAUAAAUUAACGAUGAUAGGGGACCUUGCCUUCGCGGAACUUUGGAGCCUUCAAGAACUUUACCUGGACGGCAACGAAAUAGAAUUUAUAUCCGAGAGGGGUUUCGGUGGAUUGACUCAGCUGCGAAAACUUUCGCUGGCCGAUAAUAAGUUGGGGACAUUAGACGACGGCGUGCUCGAUGAUAUUCAAAAGUUGAAUAUUUUGGAUUUGAGGAACAAUAACUUGGAAACAUUGAAACAAGAAGCAGUGCAAAAUGUUUUGGAGAACAUGAAGUCCAAUUAUGCGUUAAUCUCUUUAGACGGCAAUAAGCUGACCUGUGACUGCCGUCUGUCCUGGUUACACAAGCUGCGCAACGAAACGAAAAGCAAACGCGUCAAAGCCUCGCUGUCCCGCCUCAACUGCAUCAUGGACACUAAGACGAACAUAGGUACGUUAAAAAUAGAAAAGCCACAAAAAGCUAUUCAAGGUUCAUACAAAAAGGAGAUUGAUUAUGAAGAAGAUGAAUUCGAAGAGAAGCAUUACGACGAUGCGAUGCAAGACCAAGAAACCGACAAUGAUGAUACUAAAAUUGAGUACAAGAGGAAAUUGCUUGAAAUACCAACGGAGAUGCUUCCUUGUCCGAACCGUUUAAUUUACGAGGCAUCGUUUUCACCACCCACCCAAGACGAGGUCAAGUACUACAAGACUUCAUCAAGCCAUAUGCUAGUAGCAACAACACUGAACGUGCUACUCACCGCACUAGCAAUAUUGUAGCGUACAAAUUGAAAUGUAAAUAAUUCUGUGAUUUUCAUUAUGCAUUUAUUAUUGAGCUUCAUUCAUAUUAUUAAAUUCAUUACACACGUUAUUAUUAAAAUAGACUUGAAUAUUGUGAAUUUUAUUCAUAGUUUGAACUUAAAUUGUAAUUAAUUUUCCAUUUCGAAGUCGAUUGGAAUUGAUUUGCUUUAGUGAGUGCGAUAUUUGCUCACGUGUCUUAUACAAGUGCAAUGCAUAUACGUGACCUGAGUUUAUAGGUACUAGAUAUUAAUACAUAUUUUCUUAUACGUAAGGUCUUUUUUACUAAAUUAGUCUUGUAUAAUCAUCUUUUUCACUGAUUUCUUUAAGUCUUAGAUCUUAGGCUAUGUAUAGGAAUUGAUAGAUUUAGGUGAAUUUGGACCCAAAGAGCUAAUGCUGUAUAUAAAAUACACUCAUGUAAGUCAUAUUUUCUCUGUACAUAACAUUCAUGACCUAAGUAAGUUUUGCAGUAUACUAAGAAUUUUACAUUAUUACAAUUUAUGAAAGAAUGGUAUUUGUUAUUGCAGUUAAGUAUGGUUAAGAGUGUAAGAACAAUGUUGCAUGCUUUGAAUCAAUUUUAAUUAUUUAUCACUUCACCGUAGCAUUAAGGAAUCAGUGUGAACUUAAAUACUUAUUUUAUAUGAACCUCGAGCGCUUUAAUGGCAUGGCAAAGAACAUUAAUUGCGGUGAAUGAAAAUGUAACUUAAGAUUUUGAACAUAAACUAGAAAUUUCAAUGACGAUGUACCGCAGUCUUGAUUUGUACUUACCAUGAUUUUCAUUAGAAUUUCAACCAUUUGAUCAUAUUUUUAAGAGUUUUUUUUUUCAAUUAAUUCGUAAUAAUUAUUUGCUAUGUCAUGUUUCUAAAGCGUGUAGGUCUUAAUUUUAUCUCAAACAUUUGACACAUUUUUAUUAUAAGUGAAUAAUCAUAGAGGCAGCUUGAGGUUGUGAUGGUUAUCAAAAUAAUGCUUUCAAUAACGUUUGUCCACUACAUCACAUCUCUUUUUAAUUAUUUUCUCAUUAUAUUUUACCGAGACUACUCAUAAAAUUAAUACGAAGAAUAUGUUUUAAGUGGUGUAACUAACCUUACUGUUUUAUUGAUAUAAAAAUCAGUCUAUAUUAAAGCUAGUUCAUUGACCUGUAUAUUGUUUCUUGGCAACAAAUGUUCAAAGGCAGCAAUAUGAGUGAUAUUCAUGCUAUCGACGAGUGACUUUCAUUAUAUUUGACCUUGAACUCAUUUAAAAAAUGUUGCCUAGCUAAUAACAGUAAAUAAUAUAUUGCUACUUUAGUCAUAAAUAUCAAAUUGUUGUCUAGUAAACAGACAAUGACAAUGAAAAUAAAUAUUGUUUUAAAUACUGAUUGUUUGGUUGUGUAGUCGCUAGACUGUCGCAGAUUAGGAAUUUGGGUUUGGACACUUCCAGUAUUUUCACAAAAUUGAAAAAGAAAUUAAUAAUACUUUGUCCAAGCCAAAGCUUACUUAGCAGUUGUGCUAAGUUCCUAUAAAAAUCUGGCUUGUUGGUCCAGACAACCAACAAGCCCAACCAACAAGCCAGAUUUUUAUAGGAAUAGAUCUAAUAAUGUCACUGAGUUUAGUCUUACAUCCACUGUUCAGAAAAAAAGUCUACAUGUGAAACUGAGAGACCUGUUUCUUGUCGUUUUCAAACCAAGGAAUUUACUCCAAUCAAUCCAAAAAUAAAUCGUUUAACCCUGACAUGUCAAUAGAAAUUAUAAUUAAUAAAGUUUAUACAUUUCAAUUAAUUAAUCAGCCCUCAACUUUGGGCAAAUCCUUGAAAUAGAAUUCGGUUCGUCACAGACGAUGAUUGAAAAUUGUGUCUCUUCAGCGAUUCCCAUUAAAACCUAAACUUUGUCAAUAGUUUUGAAACGUUUGAUUUCUGAAUAGAUUCGUUAGUUUUUUUUUUCUCUUUCCAUUUUAUUUUCAAAAGACUGUAUUAGACCUAAGAGUUCUUUUUUUAUUGUUGAAGUUUUGAAUUCAUUUUAUCGGGUUACAUUGUUGUAAUAUUGGCAGAAGGUCCAUUCCGAUAUUUAGAUUUUUUCAAACUUUCUGAAACAGUUGCUUUAAAAACAUAUAUUAUUGCAUUAUUAUGCCUUUUUUAUAAUAAGUAUCAUUAGACAUAUUAAAUUAACCAAAAAUCACGGUUCACUCACGUAAAUCGCCGUAGUCGCCGCGUCUGCAUACGCUGCUCAUGGUGAAGAGUCCUUCUGGUGACUCGAAACUAUUAGAGUUUUUCUCCAUUGAGUGAAUUGUGAUUUUUGGUUAAGUAAUUUAUUAUGUUUUUUUUAACAUUAAAUACAUAAGUCGAUGCGGGCUAUUGGACAUUGAUUAAAGCCUAAAUUAAAACGUUAAACUUGGUGACUAACAUGUCUCCAGUACAUUAAUUAAAAAAUCAAAAUAACAAGCAGUUUUAUAGGCUAUUAACCCGUUAUUACUAAAUUGCCUAAAUUGAUUUACAAAUUACUGUAUAUUGAGCCAUCGUAAGACGUAUUUAUUUAUUUAUGCCAUACCAUACUAAUGAAGACAUUAGGUGAUACU